Messenger RNA from Zasmidium cellare ATCC 36951, 1626 nucleotides. RefSeq lists its product as uncharacterized. The record is from RefSeq and is a predicted model, not a curated record. The coding region runs from base 1 to 1626 and encodes 541 amino acids. Gene Ontology annotation, molecular function: monooxygenase activity; oxidoreductase activity, acting on paired donors, with incorporation or reduction of molecular oxygen; heme binding. NCBI's taxonomy places the organism in Eukaryota, Fungi, Ascomycota, Dothideomycetes, Mycosphaerellales, Mycosphaerellaceae. The transcript has 3 exons.
AUGCAGCCAUUGACCAUCGCCGUAGCGGUGGUUGCGGUGAUCGGUUUUGCACUUCUCUCACUCCUCAACGCUCUUCGCGCAGCCCACCCAUGGAAGAACAAGACCACCGAGCCGCCCGGGCCUACACUCAUUCCUUGGAUUGGUAGAAUCCACGAUCUGCCCAUUAACUUCAUGUGGUUGAAGUUCAAAGAAUGGGCUGAUAUCUACGGACCAUUCUAUCGCACCCAGAUGUUGGGCGCAAACUUCAUCAUCGUUUCCGACGAAAAGGUCGCCGAAGACCUCCUUGUUCGAAGAGCGAAGAUCUACUCCGAUCGACCUGAGAUGAAGUCCCUCUUCGAUUCCAAAAGCUCCACUGGUACUAUGGAGUAUCUGCCCUUGAUGGGUAAGAACAUCUACUGGGCUCGCCAGCGGAAGUUCACGCACGCCUACCUGACUGAAGCUUCCAAUGCCCAUUACUAUGGCACCAUGUACCAUGAAACCAAGAGAUGGAUGUGGCGUCUUCUCAACAACCCAGACGACUUCGCUUUUUCGCUCGAGGACAUGGCGUCGAAAGUGAUGUGUCAUUUGACCUGGGAUGAUGACACCCUCAGUGAAUACAUGACACCAAGUGCUUGGGGCUUGCUUACGCAAAUGUCGCCUGCUGGCCCGAUCACAAAUGUUAUAACUCCUCUUUGGGACUACCUCCCUGAACCCAUCAACCCUUGGAAGCUCGCCGAGCGUAAAAGACACGACGAGCAGCAGAAAUGGUGGAUGGAUCGGCUACUCACCGUACGAUCUCAAAUGACCAGGGAUGAAGCUCGGCCCUCUUUCAUGAAGACCUACCUAGAAGGCGAACGCACUGGCGGUCUUUCGGGCGACUACGAAGCAUCGUCUGCGAUCGGCAUGAUGGCACUGGUAGGGGUUUUCACAGUGGCUGGUCCACUGUACUACUUCCUCCUCUCCAUGCUUUACCAUCCCGAAUGGCAAAAGAAAUGCCAGGCUGAGGUCGACGAGGUCUGCGGCAGCCGCAUGCCAGAGCUUCGCGACAUGCCAAAUCUACCCAUUCUUCGUGCCUGUAUCAAGGAAACGAUGCGCUGGAAACCGAAUGUUCCAACUGGAGUCGCGCACGAAGUCGAAGCCGACGACUUUUACGAGGGCUACUUCAUCCCCAAGGGCUCUCGUAUCCUUCCCUUGGACUAUGCUUUCUUGCGCAAUCCGGUGAAAUACCCAGACCCAGAGACUUUCCGACCCGAACGCUGGCUCGAACCAAACUGGCCCACCUACCAAACCCCCCUAACCCAAUACCCAACCCUCAUCGGCAUGACGUCCUUCGGCUGGGGCCAACGUACCUGUCUGGGCCAAACCGUCACCCGCGACGAAACGCUCGUCGCCUGCGGCGGCCUCCUCUGGGCUUUCAACCUCGUCCGCAAACUCGACUCCAACGGCCGACCGAUCGAUCCACCUCUGAACAAAUCCAAUUCGCUCUUGAUUAUCAAGCCGGAUCCGUUUGAGAUGGCUUUUGAGCCGAGGAGUGAGGAGCGGAAGAGGGAUGUUGCGAGGAAUUGGGAGGAGACGGAUGCGAGGGAUCGGGAGGAGAAGAGGGCUUUCGCUGUGGCGGCCGAGAAGAAGAGGGAGGUUUUGGCUUGA